UUAUCUCUAAAUUAAGAUUGCAGAGUAAGUUUCCUCUCCUAUAAAAGAAAGAAAGAAAAAAAAAGACGAAACAGAUUUUGAAAAGCAGCAGCGAAGGGAAAGCGGGAAGACUCCAUAAGCUGUUUUUGAAAGAGAUAGAAAUAAAUUAGUGUUUAAGCACUUAAAUAAUGGAAAGCAGCUCUAUGGCAACGGCAAGACAUACUUGCCUUAAGCUUGAAAUUCCAAGCACCGAUCCUCUCUUCGUGAAAGGCACGUGGUUCGAUACUCACUUCCAUCUCUCCGUCACCGAUGGCCUCCGCGCUUGGCUCUGCAACGCGACGGAGGAGGAGGUGCAGGAAAGAGCGGCUCAGUGGGAUCAGCCCGUCGCUGAAUACAUUGAAUUAGCCGAACGGUAUUUAGGGUUUCAACAGCCCGGUUCAGUCUACCAGUUCGUUGAUGCUGGCGAUGAUCACAAAAGACUUUCAUGGACUUUCGAAAGAGAAGGAACUAAACUUGAAUGGCGAUGGAAAUUCCAGCCGUCGAAUGAUAGCCGAAAGAUUACAGCGGGCAUUUUGGAUUUUCUUAUGGAUGCAAACAUUAACCUAAGCAUGCUGAUAAGAAGAAUUUUACAGGAAGAAGUGGUUAGAAAAACUCAAUCUUUUGAGAAGCUCAAACUGGAAGCUGAGAAAUGUUUAGAACAAAGUGAGAGAUUUACCAAUGAGAAGAUGGAAUUUGAAUCAGAAAUCUAUGCAAAGUUCCUUGGGGUCUUGAAUUCAAAGAAGGCAAAACUCAGGGAGCUUCGAGACCAGCUCUCAAAACAGGAAAUUGCAGGAAAAGCUUCGGUGGAUGAGGAAGAAUCUACUGAUAAAACAGAGAGCUACCAUAGUGGAAGUAAUGCUGAGGAAAGUGAAGAAGAAGCUGACAAGAAAAUCACAAGCAGUUCAAAGGAUAUUCCAGCAGGCAGAGGUCGUGGUCGAAAGAGAGCUACACGUAAGUAAUGAUCUGGUUGAGCAUAGAUUGGUAUGUUAACCCAAUGCUAUUCUCCCUCCCCUUUUGUGUGCUCUUCUUUUCCCUAAUCUGUAGAUUCUUCAACAUCUCUACCAAUAUAUUACAGUAGUUGAUAUUUCCCGAUUGGCAUUUUUUUGUCAUUUCUAAAAAGUGGCAUUUAUUAAGUUUAACAUUCGAAUAUGGACACUAUACAAAUUUUCGAUUCCAGAUUGGCGAUCUCAUUCGUAUGCAAAAGAAGGAGAAAAAAAAAAAAAACUUGGUCCAUGAAAUUAUAUGAUCAUCGAAUUCCUAGUUCCCGAUUUGCUUUUGCUGUUAAACUUGAUGUAGUGUUGAUAAUUUUUAUAGUUUAUUGAAUUGGUAUUUUGUGGUUUUCGGAUUUGGAUUAAAUUGGUUCUCUGUCAUUAUUUCUAUCACAUUAUUUUUUAAAUAUAUACAUGAGAUAAUAAUAAAUUUAUUUUUUUAAAAAAAAACCUCAACCGAUGCCUUUAUUACUGGGAUAAAACUAAAAUCAGACGCAAGCAUUAAUAUUUUAUAGCUAACCUACUCUGCCAAGCACCGUAACCGGUGCAUUGAGAAAAUGAAAAUAGAAAUAGUUAAGAACCUAAUAAAUGCCAACACCCCAAUCGGUGCAUUGGGAAAAUAAAGCAGAAAAAGACUUAAAAACAAAACAAAUGAAAGCAUGGUAACCGACACAGAGACAAACCACUAUUUUGAAAUCUCAUUUUCAUUUCUCUAUACCCAGACUUCUAUGUGCAUCAGUCGCAUAAGAGACUCUUCUUCUAUGAAUUAGCAUCUUCUGACUUUUCCGAUUCCAGUCUCCCUAUUUUUGAGUUCAUCGGAUCUAUCCGCCAUUGUUGCAUCCGGACUCAUCGCUAACAUUUUGUCCACCAUUUGUGCUGAGUCUUUCACGAUUCACCAAGUCUUGCACUGCGCACUGUACCUUCUCCAUCCAGUAUUGAGGACCAUCGAACUUCUUUCCUUCCAUCACCAUUUCAUGCGCCACCGUAUUUGCUUCUCUUGGUACAUAUUGAAACUGUAUGCUGCUAAAUCUGUACGAUUUCUUCUUGAUUGCAUGAAUAAUGCUUCUAAUACUUGAUCUGUCUUCUGUUGCAAGGGUUAGUUUUCUGAUGACCGUCAACGCAUCUCCUUCAACACAUAUUUCGCGAAAACCCAUUUCUUCCGCCAUGGUGACAGCCUGUAAGCAUGCCUUUGCUUCAGCCGUAAACAGGCCUUUGCUUUAACCGAUAAUUUUUAAUCACGAGAAUUUUUUUAUUUUUAUUUUUGCUUAUAUUGAACUGUCUUUUUUUCUAGGAUUAACAUGUAGUUUGUUCUCUAAAUUUGUUUAAAAGCACUUGGCAGUUGAAUGUUUUUUCGGAUCUAGUUGGUACUUGAGGUUCCGUUUUUACAUGUAAAAUAUUUUAUAGAAAA
Messenger RNA from Gossypium arboreum, 2415 nucleotides. Its product is annotated as DNA repair protein XRCC4. The coding region runs from base 168 to 977 and encodes 269 amino acids. Gene Ontology annotation, molecular function: DNA binding. The transcript has 5 exons. Gene Ontology annotation, cellular component: nucleus; DNA-dependent protein kinase-DNA ligase 4 complex; DNA ligase IV complex. The record is from RefSeq and is a predicted model, not a curated record. Lineage: Eukaryota; Viridiplantae; Streptophyta; Magnoliopsida; Malvales; Malvaceae. Gene Ontology annotation, biological process: double-strand break repair via nonhomologous end joining; DNA recombination; response to X-ray.